Messenger RNA from Prunus armeniaca (apricot), 612 nucleotides. The record is from the annotation of a GenBank genome assembly. Lineage: Eukaryota; Viridiplantae; Streptophyta; Magnoliopsida; Rosales; Rosaceae.
AUGGACUGUAUCAACUUCAGCUUCGAAGGAGAAAAUUUAUGUGAUAUUUCGUGGGCUGCAAAAAACUAUGCAUGCAGCUUUUGCAAGAGAGAGUUCAGGUCUGCUCAAGCUCUUGGGGGUCAUAUGAAUGUCCACAGGAGAGACAGAGCUAGGUUGAGACUCCUCCCUCCAAGCCUUUCUUCAGAAAUAUGUCCUCAUAACCCUAACCCUAGCUCUUAUUUUUCUCCCUCUUCAUCAUCAUCAUCCUCUCUUUCAUCCUCUAAGGGCUUACCACACAAUUACUCAUCAUGUCACUCCUUGCUUUCUCCUUCUUUGAGGGCUUUGAUGUCUGCAACUUCAUCUACAGAUGGAAACAAGAAACCCAAAUUCAAGUACAACUCUCCUCAAAAUCAUGUUCCUAAUUUGAUUCCCAAGAAAGGCAAGAGAGGUUAUGUGGAUCAUGAGGCCGGAGAAAUAUUGAAGGGUUUUGCACAAAAAGAUCUGGAUGAUGAGUUCAACAAGGUUGAUGAUAUGAAGAAAGAGAGUAAUAUUAUUAGGCUGGACUUGGACAUGGGGUUCUUCAAAGAUCACAAGGAGGAAGUGGAUUUGGAACUUCGACUUGGGCAUCUGUAG